Aphanomyces invadans is the source of this 5379-nucleotide messenger RNA. RefSeq lists its product as hypothetical. Gene Ontology annotation, cellular component: nucleus; transcription export complex 2; cytoplasm. Bases 32 to 5137 code for a protein of 1701 amino acids. NCBI's taxonomy places the organism in Eukaryota, Oomycota, Saprolegniomycetes, Saprolegniales, Verrucalvaceae. The record is from RefSeq and is a predicted model, not a curated record. The transcript has 6 exons. Gene Ontology annotation, biological process: mRNA export from nucleus.
CACAACUUGGCCACAAAACAGUGCUCCUGCCAUGAACCUGGGAACCGGCCAGGGCGGCGCCGGAAGCGCGGGGUUUGGAGGAUUUAGCUCCGCCUUCGGUGCUACAACGGCAGCAUUCGGGUCCACUCCGUCCUUUGGCGCGGUCUCCGCGACUCCUACGUUCGGGACGACAACCACAACCUUCGGAGGACCGAGUCCUUCUGCGCCGACGACCGCAUUUGGAUCCGCAACAACGACACCUGCGGCAGUUGGUGCUUUGUCUGGGUUAGGGCGGUCUUCGUCGGCAGCGUUCAGUGCACCAUCCACUCUCGGUACCACGACAGCUUUCGGUGCACCCGCCCCUUCCACGGCAUUUGGUUCGACCACAGCGUUUGGCGCCGCGCCAGCCACGACGUUUGGAACAACUGCAACGCAGUCUACUUCAUCAACGGCAAGUAGCGGGUUUGGGGGAUUGAGCGCAUUUGGAUCAUCAACAUCUGCACCAACUGCGCCCUUUGGGACUACCACGACCACCUUUGGGAGCUCCACUGCACCUUCCUUUGGCAGUUUGUCUGCCACUCCAUUUGGGAGUGGUGCUGCACCGACCACCACGUUUGGCAGUACCCCGAGUAUCGUUCCAUUUGGAAGUGCUGCACCUACCACUGCAUUUGGAAGCACUUCGAAUCUUCUUGGCGGCGCGCCUGCUGCUGCACCUACAUUUGGUAACGCUGCUGCUGCUGCUGCACCCACAACUGCCUUUGGAGGUGCUUCGACCGUGUUUGGUGCUACUUCUGCACCUACGCCAUUUAGCACGUCUGCACCCCCUACCUUUGGCCAGCCCGCACCUGCAACUGUUGGAAACACCACGUUCCCCAGCGGCUCUGCUGCCCCCAGUGCAUUUGGCACUGCUGCACCUACCACAACAACGUUGGGAAGCUCCACUUCGUUUGGGAACGCUGCGCCUACACGUGCCACAGUCUUUGGAAGCACCAAGCCAGGUUCCACCACACUGGGUAGCGAGACAGCGAUUGGCAAGCCUGCACCUACCUCCACAUUCGGCAGCUCUGCACCUACCUCCACUGUGUUCGGGUCGUCCACGGCUGCACCUUCCAUCACGUUCGGAAAUGCGUCUGCACCUACAACCACAUUCGGGGCCACGGCGACCGCAUUUGGCAAUUCAAGUCCUCUGACACCGACGUUCGGAUUCGCCAGCGCUGCACCCUCGACCACCUUUGGCAGCGCAAAGCCAGCCACGACAUCGUUUGGCAAUGCUGCACCAGGUGCAGCAUCGACCACAGUGUUUGGCCGGGCAUCUCCUGCACCCACGACGACCGCGAGUUUCGGCCGCUCCUCGACGACUUUGUUUGGAAAGGCAGCGUCGUCCGGCAAAUCAUCUUCGGACGCGACGCUGCUAGACGUCAGGUCCUCCGGCGCCAAACCACCCCGACAGCCGCGGCAGCUCCCGGCGGUCUCCCUCAAGACUGCCGCGCCGCUUCCAUCUCCCGACACAUCUCCCACGAACGAUCGAAGCAAGGCGCCGCGGUCGGCCGCCGACGAUGGCGAUAUGACCAACGACGUGGAAAAGUUUGACCUGUCGACAGCCGUCACGAUUGAAGGUCUAUGCAUCGACAUGUGCUCGUCCAAGGAGCGAGAGGAGCAGAUUCGGUGCGACGACUUGAGCACGUUCGAGAAAGGAUCACCGCCGGAAGCGUUCAUUAUCAAGCGAUACCAGCGGUCCGCGGCCGACCACAAACUCGACAUUCCAUCCGAGAUUCGUCCGCUCGGGGUCCUUCGGCGCACGCAGCUCUACCUGGAGCAGAACAUCAUCGACUUGGACAAAUACGGCCCGGACCCGCGGUUCAACCCGCCGCGCGUUCCAGACAUUCUCGACUUGUACAACUUCUUUUGGAACCGCGCACGCAUGAUUCGAAACGAUUUCACGCUUCAAAACUACCGCGGCGGCGGCCGCCACCACGUGAUCGCGAUGGACGUACACGAGCGCAUUGCACGAUUCUUCAUCCUGUGCGAACACGAGCUGAUUGAAAACCCCAAGUUUAUCGAGCAGCAAAACAUGGAGCAGCUGGGCAAGACGAUGAAGAGCCUCCAGGACUUUUACGACGACGCGCGGCUCCACGGCGACGAGUCGAGUCCGUUCGAAGCCGAGUUUGCCGGGUAUUUCAUCCUGCUGCAUCUAGACAAAGACAAAGCGUCCGCUGUGCUCAAGUUCACCAAAAACCUGCCGCGAUCGCUCCUCCAUUCGUCCUUUGUCGAGUUCGCCAUGGCGGCGUUCGUGGCACGGCACACCAACGAUUACGUGACGUUUUUCCGCCUCGUUCAGCGCGCGACGCUCCUCCAAGCAUGCCUCCUUCAUCGCUACUUUCCCAGCGUCCGGUCCGACGCCCUCGGCUGCAUGAACCGCGUGUACCGACACCCGUACCCCCUCGACAGCCUCACGACGUUGCUGUGCUUCGACUCGCCGGCGCACGCCGCCGCCAUCUGCGACUUGCACGGCCUCCCAACGUCUCCCGACGGCGCGGGCGUCGUCAUGGGCGGUGACUCGUUCAAGUCGGACGCGGAACUCCGCGCCAACAACAUUCGGAUUCCCAUCUCGUGCUCGGAAAUGUACGUGAGCGCCAAGCAGCACGACUGGCUCCGCCGCGACGUGUGUCGAGGCGUCACCGAGUACGGCGACGGCGCCUAUCCUGUCUUGCCCAAAACAAUUCAAACGACCGAAGCGGACGAGCGGCGCCGGCUGUACCCGAGUCGACCAGCAUACGAAGACCCGUUCUCCAACUUUGACGGCAACGCCACAGCCAAAGGACCCCAUGAAACAGCUCUCAAGAAGCAGCCCGGUCCAGUUCCAUGGCAGCCUCCGCUACCGCCCCGGGCGGUGCCGUCGCCCCGAGUGACCCCGCCACUUGCUCCGCUUCCUGGACAACCUCCAUUGCCCCAGGCAAGUCCCGGCAAGGCUACGGUGACCACUUGUGGCCGGAGCGGUGUCGUGGGAUCGGCGCCGGCGACCCCUCCAAAGCACAUUCCGAGUCUGACCGAGAUAGAAGAGCGGCAGAAGCAACUGCAGCAGGAAAAGCAGCGGCUGCUCCAAGAAAUCGCCAAGCGGAAAAGUACCAAAGCAGCGGCCGCCCCGCCAAAAUCGCCUGCCGUCCCAGCCAUAACGCCGACAAAACAGCCCCCGCCACUGAAAGUUGCCAAGGAAGCCGCGGCGACGCCUCGCGUGACCGUUGCGGCGCCUCCAGCGACGACCCGUGCGAACGAACCAGUGUCAGCCGACGCCGCAGCGACACAAGCGGCAGAAAAAGCAGCUGCCAUGGCAGCAGAAAAGCAGCGCGCUGCCGACGCCAAGGCAAAGCAAGCGCGCCAAGAAGCGGAAGAAAAGAAAAAACGGGAGCAGCUCGAGUGGAACAAGCAACUCGCAGAAAAGCAGCGACAAGCAGACGAAGCGGCAAAAGCCCGAGAGAUCCAAAAGUUUGGGCAAACAUGGCUCGCCAUCCAUUUUGAAGCGCGCGACCGCGUCGUUGCUCGGGCCGAAGCGCUUGAUUCUCAAGAACGCGACGCGCUGCGACAAGUCCAGCGCCUCGCCGUGCAAAAGUUGCGAUUUGCCAUGUGGCGCCGGUUCGUGCAACAACAAAAGCGCCCUCGCAUCCCUGGAAAUGCCGUGUUUCGACCGUCCGUGGGGCGGUCGCCAGCCGCGCGAGUCGGGGACCCACUCGAAUCGUUUUUGAGCCACUGCCCCCGCCCAGUGCCGCCACCAUGGACGGCAAAAGACGCCACCGCCACCGACGCAUGUUCCCUCGCCAUCGCUGGUCUACAGCGCCAGCUGCAUGCCCCCGUGAAUGCAGCCGCGCUGCUCGCGUCGCGCCUCUGCCAACGACACCCCACGGACACGACGGUGGAGUAUUCGAUCGGGCUCAUGUCGGUGGCGUCUACGGACGAAGCGGCGGCGUUGGACGUGAUGCCAUGGCUCGCCGCCAAAUGCGGCGUCGUGACGCCGCUGGCGACGCCUGUGGUGCACCGGGUGCACGAUCCGCACACGAACCAUGCGUUUAUCCUGCACCUAUCGUCCUUCCCGGCGUCGACGGCGCCUUGUGCUAUCUGGACGGCCGUCGCAUUUCAUUCCGUCGACCAGGUUCGACCGUGGGUGCGUCGAGUGGUCGCGGAGGUGGUAGGUGCAGCUCUUCCCACGGCACCCUCCGUGGACGUGCACCUACUCGCGCUCACCACCCUACCAGCGCAAACGGUUCAGUCGGCAGCGGCGACCGAGCUGGACGCGAUGCCAGCCCAAGUUCACGUUGCAUGGCACGUGGGUUCAUGGGAUACCGCGCACGACACGGUCACGUUGUUGUUAGAGCACAUGGGUGCAGAGGCUGAGCUGCACCCACACUUAAACGCCGUCGUGAGUCUUCGUGACACGAUCGACGACGUGAUCCGCAUCACGCUGCACCAAAGCAGCGUGCUGACGACCCACUUCUCCGACGUUGCCGCGCACCUACACGACGCCCUACAGCUCCUGCACCGCCUGAUUGAAGCCGCAGGUCGCACCGACCCCUUGCAACACUCGUCCCGAACGAUCAUGGAAGCGUUUCUGCAGGCGGUCCCAGCGCCGGCGUCGCAGAGCACCGUCGCUUGGAUCCAGUCCCUGCCGACACUUCCGCCCUCCCAACGAGACCUCGCGCUGCACUUGGUCGACGCCGCGUGGCAGCAUCAAGAGGAUGGCGCGAGUCCAGCCAAGACGAUCGUCGCGACCGUGUUUGCCGUUGUGUUGAAUGGAAUCCCUGGCAUGGACGAUGCCGUCGUCACAUUACCCAAGGCGUGGGUUGUCGAGUGCCGCGCCCUGUUGCAGUCCAUUGCUUCGGACACAUCGCUGCUGUGCCCAACCCAACGCAAGAGCAAGCGGCGCGUGGACGAGGAUCUCUCGACGAAGGCACUGGUGUCCUUGAUGUUGCAGUCCCGUCAAACGAAGAAGCGAGUCGCUCCAACAACCCCACGUCGAACUCGAGCGGGCGACGCGACGACGCGCCAGGCUCUCCAUGCCAAGUGGAAGCAGAGUGCCGCUCGACAACGCGCCGUCCAUGCCCUGGACCGCGAGAAGGCAGCGCAUGCCGCGUACCGCCGCGUCCUACACGCUGCGCUCGAGUCGUGAGUGGAAAACGUCCCGUCAAGAUACUGUGGGAACCUUCCUCGGGCAUUUUCCCACGGAUACGCCGAAUUCCCCUAAAAAAUAGGACAUUUCCCCGUGGCCACGUCAUCGAUGCUUGGUUUCGCCAAUCAAACGCGUCGGAUUCGGUUGGCCGAGACAAGCUGGCGAAUAACUGGUCACGGUAUCCCACGCCAUGUGCGGAUUUCCGGUACACUUGAUAUUUGUAUGCGGCAUACCUCUGGACG